Messenger RNA from Eriocheir sinensis (Chinese mitten crab), 11007 nucleotides. Its product is annotated as AP-1 complex subunit gamma-1-like. Bases 120 to 2816 code for a protein of 898 amino acids. NCBI's taxonomy places the organism in Eukaryota, Metazoa, Arthropoda, Malacostraca, Decapoda, Varunidae. Gene Ontology annotation, molecular function: clathrin-cargo adaptor activity. Gene Ontology annotation, cellular component: membrane coat; AP-1 adaptor complex; Golgi apparatus. Gene Ontology annotation, biological process: Golgi to vacuole transport; receptor-mediated endocytosis; intracellular protein transport. The transcript has 19 exons. The record is from RefSeq and is a predicted model, not a curated record.
CCGCUAGAUGGCAGGAACGGCAGUUCCACCUUGCCGGAAACACACAGAUGACUAAACCAUCGCAGAUGCCUAAGUAAACCUUAGUAUUCUACGCCCAAGGUGACUACAGUCUCGGCAAAAUGUCGAGCAUAAAACAGGUGAUCAACGAUGCGGUGGAGAAAGGUAAGGAGGUGUACGAAAAAGUACGGCAGCCUAAUCCCAUCCGCCUACGGGAUCUGAUAAGGCAGAUUCGGUCAGCCAAGACUGCAGCAGAGGAGCGAGCAGUAGUAAACAGGGAAUGUGCAUACAUCCGCCUCACUUUCAGGGAAGAAGAUUCUGUAUGGCGAUGUAGAAAUGUUGCCAAACUUUUGUACAUACACAUGCUUGGGUACCCUGCUCACUUUGGCCAGAUGGAGUGUCUCAAGUUGAUAGCCUCACCACGCUUCACAGACAAGCGCAUUGGAUACCUUGGAGCCAUGUUAUUGCUAGAUGAAAGACAGGAUGUCCAUCUCCUCAUCACCAACUCUUUGAAGAAUGACUUAAAUUCUUCAACGCAAUUUGUACAAGGAUUGGCACUUUGCACACUCGGCGCAAUUGCUUCCCCAGAAAUGUCGCGAGAUUUGGCAGGGGAAGUAGAAAGGCUCCUCAAGUCCUCCAAUGCAUACAUUAGGAAAAAGGCUGCUGUAUGUGCCUUGAGAAUAAUUCUGAGAGUUCCAGAGCUGAUGGAAAUGUUUCUCCCUGCCACUCGCUCCCUCCUGUCUGAGAAGAAUCAUGGUGUCCUUAUAACAGGGGUCACGCUAAUUACCGAGAUGUGUCGCCAGUCUCCUGACAUGCUUGCACACUUCAAGAAGAUUGUACCCAACCUAGUUCGCAUCCUCAAAAAUCUCAUCAUGGCUGGCUACUCUCCUGAGCAUGAUGUGCAAGGCGUGUCUGAUCCUUUUUUGCAGGUGAAGAUCCUGAAACUGCUAAGAAUUCUUGGUUGUGGUGACAGUGAUGCCUCAGAAACCAUGAAUGACAUACUGGCGCAGGUAGCUACCAACACUGAAUCUUCCAAGAAUGUUGGAAAUGCCAUCCUGUAUGAGACAGUUCUCUCCAUCAUGGACAUCAAGAGUGAAAGUGGACUUAGGGUACUUGCCAUCAACAUCCUUGGUAGGUUCUUGCUUAAUGCUGACAAGAAUAUUCGUUAUGUAGCGCUCAACACUUUGCUGAGAGUUGUCCAUGCUGACAACUCUGCCGUCCAACGUCAUCGCUCUACCAUCCUUGAGUGCCUCAAGGAUGCAGACAUCUCAAUCAGGAAGCGAGCCAUGGAAUUGUGUUUCGCGCUCAUUAACGGCAACAAUAUCCGCACCAUGAUGAAAGAAUUGAUUACCUUCCUCGAGAAUGCUGAGCCUGAGUUCAAAGCAUCAUGCUCCUCUAAGUGUGUUCUAGCAGCAGAAAAGUACUCACCCAAUGUCAGGUGGCACAUAGACACUCUGCUCAGGGUGGUGGAAGCGGCUGGGAACCAUGUGCCUGAUGAUGUAGUGUCAUCCACAAUACAACUUAUAUCUGAGACACGGUCUGAGCAGGCAUAUGCUGUGGGAGAGCUGUGGCGACAUCUAUCUGUGGCACAGCUUGAGUUUCAGCCAAUGAUCCAGGUGGCUACAUGGUGUAUAGGGGAAUUUGGUGACCUGCUACUAAAUGGUCAGGCUGAUGUUACUGUAGUAGAGCCUCAACUCAUAGAAAUUUAUCAGAAAAUUUUGUGGUCAUCACAGUGCUCCAUAACAACUAAGGAAUAUGCCCUUACCUCCCUCAUGAAGCUCUCUGCCCGUCUCACUCAGGAAGUUGGAUCAAUACAGCAAGUUGUUAGUGCAUUUGGAUCUCAUCUUAAUAUAGAGCUUCAACAAAGAGGAAUAGAAUACAGCCAGCUAUUCACAAAACACAACCACAUGCGAGGUCCAUUGCUGGAGCGCAUGCCUCCAUUUGAGGGCGUUCGUGCAGGCACCGCAGAGGGAGACAAAGGAGGGUUAGCCAUUACUAAUGGACUUGAUAACUCUCCAGACAACCAGAGUCUCUUGAAUGACCUUUCCUCUGCCAAUAAUAACAACAUCAUUAACAGCACCCAUGAAAAUAAUGAGUCGAAUGCUCUGUUGCUACUCCUUGGUGGCAUGGAACCAGGCGAAGGUGACACAGUGCAGCCAGUGCCCUCAUCCACCACUUCUCUCGGCUCCUGCAGUAUCUCUGCUCCUCAUUCCUCCACACUCAAUGCUGAUAUACUGGACCUCUUAGGUCCAGAGCCUGGUUCCACUGCACCUUCAACAACAACCACCACCAGUACCAACCCAGCUCAGCUCUCCCAGACCAAUAGCAGCAGUGACCAAGGCCUGCUUGAUGGUCUGCUGAACAACACUUCCUCAGCUACCACCACUGGCAUCAUCUCCCUUAACGCCUCUACAAAUUCUAACUCCCUUCCUGCUAAUAACUUCAUAAUAUCUCAGAACCUAUCAGAGUCCAAUGUGCCAGGGAUCACUGCAUAUGAUAAGAAUGGUAUCAGACUUGACAUGACAUUUGAGGUUCAUGAGAGUGUGACAACUAUCAAUAUGGUGGCCACCAAUACUUCACUGGCCCAGGUGACAGAUUUCCUCUUUCAAGCUGCAGUUCCCAAGUCACUACAACUGCAGAUGCUGAGCCCAAGUACCACCAGCAUGGCACCGUCUGCAGCACUGACCCAGGUCAUUAAGGUUAACAACCCAAAUAAGGUGCCACUGAGAAUGAGGAUGCGAUUAUCCUGGCAAGCCAAUGGCUCCUCGAUGCAAGACCAGGGGGAAAUUAGUAACUUUCCUCCAGCUUUGUGGCAGUGACACCACCUGUGGCCUCUAUGACUAGCAACCACAACUCUCAUCACCUGCUCCUCCCUCUCCUCAUCCCCAGCCUACUGUAACAUUCUCCCAAAACAGCUCCCUUCCUUCACUCUUAAGGAUUUGUCAUCCUCACAAUAUCCAAACACACACUAUCAUCCAUCCUUCCACAACCUCUAUUUUAUAUAAAUUGAUCUUUGCUAGAGGAUUUUUCAAAAUCUUGUGUAUUAAGUGAUGAAUGAUAUAUAUUUUAUAAAUCUAUUCCUUAACAAUUAAGAUUACAUUUAUUUAUGUUUGCAAGCACACUUAUUCUCUGAAUAUAAAAGUUUAUUCUUCAUCACUAGCCAGCAGCCCUUUAGAAUUUCUUUGAGUGACCAAAUAUUGUAUUAAUUUACUUUUCCUUCUUAGUCCUAAUAUAGGAUAGCCAGUCACAUGUUAACAACUUGCAUAUUGAAUAAUAGGGUUAUGAAAUGUCAUCUAAUAUUCUUUAGAUUUCCCUGUUCCCUCCGUUUUACAGCAUAAGUGCAGUGAGCAAAAGUCACAUGAAUUCUGUGUGAUACAUGACUGAUCCUACUGAAGAUUAUUCAGUUUAUGGCGAGUUGAUUGAAAUGAGUUUAUAAUGAUUUGCAUUUCUCAUUCAUAGAUCAUUGCAUUUCACUAUGGUCAUAUUUAUUUAUUGAGUUGGCAGAAUAUUACUCCUGCAGAUUUGUGUAUUUAGCCUGCCUCAUUUAACCCUGUAGCAGCAACAGGCCAAGUUUGUGGCUUUACCGUGUAGCAGCGACGGGCCAAAUUUGUGCCAUGAUUUAAACCCCCCAAAACAGAUGAUACAUAAUCUGAUUACAAAUGCUUUGAUAUAUAUUAUGAAAUGGUUUGUGUGAGGGGUGAUUUUUUCUCAUUUUUCUCGCUUGAGGGGACCAUUAAGAAACAUGAUCUACGCUGCUACCGGGUUAACCUUAAUAAGGAAUAAAUAGACUACUGUUGUGGAUUUUCACUAACUUGAACUUUAUUAUUAUUUUUCUUCUUCUUUUAAUUCUUAUUCUUAUUAUUAUUGUAAUUAUUAUUACUAUUAUUAUUAUUAUUAUUAUUAUUAUUAUUAUUAUUAUUAUUAUUGUAAUUAUAAUUAUUAUUAUGAUUAUUAUUAUUAUUAUCAAUAGUAGUAGUAGUAGUGGUAGUUAGUAAUAGUUGUAGAAGUAGCAGCAGCAGCAUUGUUAUUGUUAUUACAGUAUUAGUCCAAUAAUCUGAAUGGCAGUGAACUGAAGGUCAUUCUGAUUAUCAAACUGUUUGGAUUAUUAAGAGGGACCCAUAAAAACAGAAAGCAAUCAUGUUCAGAAAAGAAAGACAUCAGACGUUUUAUUACUUGUCAGUAAUGCUAAGUGCAGAACAGCAGUUUUAGGUAGGUAAAUCCAUGUAAAGAGUGUACAUCUAGAGGCAAUGAAAGCACAACGAAUUAAAGCAUGAAGACGCCAUGUGAGAAGAUGCCGUUGGACACCGAGCCCCUCUGACAAUUUUGGAGUCAAAUUGAGGCUGCCUGAGAACUGUACUUUCGCUUAAUCUAUUGACUUUUCACUCAUUAAUAAUAACUUCGCCUAAUAUUAUUGUACUGUUCAAAAUUCCUAAUACUAUAAAGUCCAAAAACGAAGCUAAUAUUCGGCGGUCAACAUCUUUACAAAAUCUAAAUCUCGUGAGUCUUUUAUUUCUUGGCCCCGCUGCUUUGUACCACUCAGUGCAUAUGGCGCAUGAUUUGAAUUUUUUAUUUAUUUAUUUUUUUUUUUUUAAUUUUGAAGAUUUUGUCAGCCACCUUAAAAAAUCAGACUAUUGGGAUUUUCAGAUUAUUCAUGUUCGAAUUAUUGGACUUUUACCGUGUUAUUGAUUUCUUAGUGAAAAUUUAAGGGUGAAACUAGCAACAGGAAUUUUGUUCACAGUUCUAGACAUUAAUGAACAUAAUUUCCAAGGCAUCUCUUUUCUUACCAUUAUUAUUAUUAUUAUUUUAUUAUUACAGUAAUCAUUUUUAUUAUUAACAUCAUUAUUAUGUAGUAGUCUGUUUAUUAUCCUUAUUACUUCUAGUAGUUUUGUUUUUGCCCUCAGAAUAGUGUUUCAUUAAUUUGAAAAAAAAAAUAUAUAUAUAUAUAUAGAGAGAGAGAGAGAGAAAAUACCAGUUCAUAAGAGUGACUUCUCAGUUUUGAAAUGGUGAAAAUAACCACACAUCUGGUCCCAAUAACUAGCCUCCAUGAGGUGACAUUGGAUCAUUUUGCAUUUUUUUGUACUUAAAAAUUUUUCUUGUAGACUUUGGUAUGAAUAUAUUUCCUUUGUUAUUUGUUUGUGAUUUUUGUAAAAGCCAUUCAGACAUAAUGUAUUGAAUUGUUUUGGAGUGUACUUAGAACUGCUGAGGUGUGUGUUUAUUUACCUAGUUGCAAACAGAGUCUGAGCCAUGCUCAUGGUUCUGUCCCUGUAUCUACUUUUUUUUCUUUCUUUUUUUCAAUUUGUGAACACUGCUACAAUUCCUUCCUUAGUUUAUUCUAAGCUUCAGUGUGUAAGUUUGCUAUUUCUUGACAUCGCACAGUCAUCUAGUCUGUCAAUUUGUUCAUGUGUCCUAAGUUUUGUGUUCCUCUUUCCGACUAUGUAAUCAGGUCUCUUCUCUCUCCCUCUUCCAUAUUAUUUAUCAGCUUAUAUAGCAUUAUAAAGACUCCUCUUUCUCUUCUCUCCUCUAUUGUUGAUAGAUUCAGUUCCUUUAAGCUUUCCUCAUAUGUUAAGCCUUCCAUGUGGAACCAUUUUUUGUUGCUCUGUGUGUGUGUGUGUGUGUGUGUGUGUGUGUGUGUGUGUGUGUGUGUGUAUUUACCUAGUUGUGACAUACAGGAAAAGAGCUACGCUCGCGCUGUCCCGUCUCCAUAUCCUCUCUUAUCCAACUUUUCCUUAAAAUCAUGAAUGUUGCUUGCACAGACCACCUCCUCCUCCAGUCUAUUCCAUAGCUCAAUGCUUCUGUUUGGGAAACUAAACUUUUUCACAUCUCGCCUGCACGUGGUCGCCCUCAACUUCUUUCUAUGUCCUCUCGUUUCUCUCUCGUUCCACACACGCAGGUCCUCUCUGUCCAGAUUCUCCACCCUGCUCACCACCCUGUACACUGCCAUCAGGUCUCCUCUCUUCUUCUCUCCAGGGUUGUGAGCCCCGUGCUAUUGAGUCUCUCCUCAUACGUCCGAUCACUAAGUUCCGGUACCAUCUUAGUUGCCACUCUCUGCUCUCUUUCCAGCUUUCUUAUGUUCUUUUUGUGAGGAGACCAGACCACUGCUGCAUACUCCAACCUUGGCCUUAUCAUUGUAACUAUUAUUUUCUUCAUCAUUUCCUCGUCCAAAUACACAAAUGCCAUCCUUAUGUUCCUCAGCAAAUUCAUAGUUUGUCCUGUUAUCCUGUUGAUGUGUUUGUCCUUUAGGCCAUUUUAUUCAUCUACACUUCUGUUUGGGAAACUACUUCUUUUUAUCCUUCAGACAUGUUCCCUUUUCAGCUUCUUACUGUGUCCUCUCAGCCCCCUCCUUCCCUCUGUCACAACCAGGUCACUUCAAUCCAAUUUGUCCUGUCCACUAGUAAAUUCAUACAAAGCUAUUGUCUUUUUUUUUUUUUUUUGUGUGUGUGUGUGUGUGUGUGUGUGUGUGUGUGUGUGUGUGUGUGUGUGUGUGUGUGUUUACCUAUUUGCAGUCUACCGGGCCCAAGCUAAGCUCUAAUAAUCCUGUCUCCAUAUCUACAUUUAUCCAGCCUUUCCUUCAUUUCAUGGACAUUGUUCGCCUCCACCACCUCUUCCCGCAAGCUGUUCCAUGUGUUAACACUUCUAUGUGUAAAACUAUACUUUUUAAGUCACUCAAACAGGUUCCUUUAUUAAUUUUUUUCCUAUGUCCUCUCAGACCCUGCGUUCUCGCAGAUAAGAAGAGAUUAUUUCUAUCCACCUUCUCAAACUUAUUUGCCAAUUUAUACAGUGUGAUCAGAUCUCCUCUCUCCCUUCUUUGUUCCAGUGUCGUCAAGUCCAUCUCCUUCAAUCUGUCUUCAUACGUCAUAUUCGAGAGUUCUGGGACCAUUUUAGUUGCAAUUCUCUGUAUCUUUUCCAGCUUUCUGAUAUCCUUCUUUUUGUGAGGUGACCACACAACUGCAGCAUAUUCAAGCUUAGGUCUUAUCAUUGUAAUUAGUAUUUUCUUUAUCAUUUCUUUGUCCAUAAAAUGGAAUGAUACCCUUAUAUUUUCCAUCAUCUUACAGGUUUCUUCAAACAGCUUGUUUACGUGUUUUUCUGGGGAUGGUGUGUCUUGCAUCGUUACUCCCAAAUCUUUUUCUUCAUGUACCACCUUUAAGUUUUCUUCUCCCAUCCUGUAUGUUUUCCUUGGUCUUUUUUUUACUUUUCCCCAUUUCCAUUACAUGGCAUUUGUUUGCAUUAAAUUCCAUCUCCCAUAACUGGCUCCAUCUAUUUACUCGGUCCAGGUCUUUUUGCAGCUCCUCACAAUCUUCCUCCGUCCGCACUUUUCUUAUUAACUUUGCAUCAUCUGCAAAAGGGCUCAUAUAACUUUUUAUACCCUUUGGCAUAUCGUUUAUAUAUAUUAUGAACAUUAUUGGUGCCAGAACUGAGCCUUGAGGAACUCCACUCUCUACUCUCCUCCAGUUUGAUUUCUCCUCUCUAAUCACUGUCCUCAUUCCUCUUUUCAUUAAGUAAUCGUUCAUCCACUCAAUAACCUUCUGCCCAUUCCUCCCCACUGUUGUAGUUUUCAGGCAGAACCUUGUCAAAAAAAUGUUCAAAUCGAGAUACACACUAUCAGCCCACCCUUUUCUCUCUUGCAUCACGUCUAUUGCUCUUGGGUAGAAACAGAGUUAGUGACAAACGAUUUCACUUUUGUAAAUCCAAACUGUCCUUCAUUUAUAUUUUCCUUUUCUAAAUGUUCUACCCAUCGGGUUUUUUUUUUAUUAUACUUUGACAAAUCUUUCACAUUACACUUGUCAAAGAAACUGGUCUAUAAUUUAGUGGUUCAGUUUUAUUCAUUCAUUCAUUCAUUUCAUCGACACCUGCUCCUAGGAGCUCCCACCAGGGGAUGGCCACGGCAGAAGAGCUUCCAACUUUCUCUAUCCAGACACUCCCUUCUUGCCUGCUCAAAGUUUCUCAAAGAUCUUUCCCCCCUCCCCCUAACGUACUCUUGCACCCUAUCCCUCCAUUUCACUGGAGGUCGUCCUCUAGCAUUCCCUCCCUCUAUCUCACUCACAUACACCCUUCUGGUCAUCUUACUCUCCUCCAUUCGCUCCAUGUGGCCAAACCACUUUAAAGUCUGUCGCUUCACUUCUUCCCUUCACCCGUGACACAUUCCAAAACACUCGUACACACUUUCAUUACUCAUUCCAUCCAUUCUACUCACACCACAAGCACUCCUCAAAUAACUCAUUUCCACUGCCUGCACUCUAGACCUCUGACUUUCAUUCCAGGGCCAGUUUUAUCUCCACUUAUAUAAAUUGGUACAAUGUUCGCUCUUUUCCAUUCUAAGGGCACUUCUCCUUUACUUAUAGAGCAUGUUAUUAUGUCAUAAAGUGGCUCCAAUAAUUCAUUUCUACACUCUUUUAGCACUUGUCCCGAGAUUCCAUCCGGUCCCAUAGUUUUCCUUCUAAGGUUUUCAUCAGCUGUAUCAGUUCUCCUUUACCAACCUUUACCUGUGUGUGUGUGUGUGUGUGUGUGUGUGUGUGUGUGUGUGUGUGUGUGUGUGUGUGUAUUUACCUAGUUGUGGUUUACAGGGCCUGAGCUAAGCUCAGAUAGUCCUGUCUCCUUGUCUAUAUUUGUCCAAUCUCCUUCAUUUGGCAGACACUCCCCGGCUCCACAAGCUCCUCCUUUAGGCCACUCUAUUCAUCUACACUUCUGUUUGGGAAACUGUACUUUUUAUCCUUCAGACAUGUUCCCUUUUACAGCUUCUUACUGUGUCCUCUCAGCCCCCUCCUCCCCUCUGUCACGACUAGGUCGCUUCAAUCCAAUUUGUCCUGUCCACUAGUAAAUUUAUACAAAGCUAUUCAGUCUCCUCUUCGUCUCCUCUCUACAAGCAUCGUCAGUUCCAUUUCUUCCAAUCUGUGGUCAUGUGGCAGACUCGAUAACUGGUAACAUUUUGGUCGCUAUCAUCUGUAUCCUUUCCAGCUCCCUUAUAUCUUUAUUCCUGUGGGGGAACCAAAUUAAUGCUGCAUAUUCCAGUCUUAGUCUUAUCGUUGCAGUUAUGGUUUUUUCAUCAUAUCCUUAUCCAUAUAAUGAAAUGCUACACUAAUGUUUUGCAACAGACUAUAUGUGUCUCCAAAUAUUCUAUUUAUGUGCUUAUCAGGGGUCAAUUUAUCUUGAACAUGUGCAUGUGUAUAUGUGUGUACAUGUGUGCGAGAAGUGCAUUUGUGUAUACAUGUGUGCACUUUUUUUCUCUGCCUCCCUGUAUUCAUUGAUUCUGCCAAAUAUCACUUGCAAAUAUAUUUAGUUAUGUUUUAAUAUAAACCAAUGGCGUAUAUGUCACCUUUGCAGCUGUAAACUCUUUUGUGCUUUGAGUUGUGUUUAUUUAAUUUUUAUGAGUAAUGUUUCUGACUAAAAGUAAUAAGAAUAACAUCAAUAUAUUUAUAUUACUUGUUCCAGUGACCUAUACCCCGGACAUAACUCAUGUUGUUUGACUUUAAUAAACUACAUUUUAUAUUAGCCUAACAAAACCACUGUAAAUACCUAAGAAUAUAAGUUGAAGUAGGUGUUGAGUCAUUGUUGUAAAUAUUUGUUAUACAUUGAUGCACAGUAAGGGGGAAUUUAUAGGACUUCAGAAGCUCAGCUGUUAUUUUUGGCUAUAUUUCCAGAACAAUCCAUCCACAUCACUGUUUUAUUAAGUGUGUUUUCUGUAUUUUAUUUAUGUAUAUUGGGAAAUAUUACUUGUUAACAUGCAAAGGUUGCACAAGGUAACCAGUGACAAAAUUUGUGAUAGAGGAAAACAGUCUUGGGACUCUUUCAUGUUAGUUGAUCUUGUGAGGCAUGACAUUGUCAAGCUCUGUCCACACUAGGCAUGAAGUAGCACAGUGUGUUGCACAAUUUGAUAUCUAAAACAACACUCAGUGCUGUUAACCCCCUAAUACUUUUAUGCCCCACACAAACACUAAAAUUACCCUACUUUUCCCCUCAUAGCCCUUUGGCUGAGGAUGAAAAUAUUACUAUGCUAGGCAGCACUGCUUUUACAUAUGUUCCGUAAUACAUCAGUGAUUUAAAAAUGUGGUUUCUUUUGCCUAGUACAAGAAAAUGAGUUUGUAAAAUUAUCCUACUGCUCUACUAAACAAGAAUUGAGACUGAAUUACUCUUUGGUUGGCAACAUUGCACAAAAUUAAGUUGCACAACACAUUAUGUAACUUGAUGCCUAGUGUGGAGGGAGCUUCAAACCAAAUCAGAGUUAUACAACACAUUGUACAACUUGAUGCAUAGUGUGAACAGGACUUAAAACAACAGAAUCCUUGAACCCAACUUUUUGUAGUAGCUUAUGUAUUGUUUGUAUAUUUUGUCAUUUAGAAAUAAAUGUAUCUAUAUUGUUUGGUAUAUUGAUUGAGUUAUGAAUAACAAUUGUAUAUAAACUUCAAGGGCUGCUUUCCCAAGAAUUAUCUGGAAAGUGUGUCAAUCUGAGACCAGCUGAGGGACAGGUGUAGUAGGCCAAGCUUCUCUCCCUAAUUUUUGCCCAUGAAGGCAGGUGUAUUUCUUGCAAAAUUUCUGCAGUUAUUUAUAGUGAUAUGCUUGGAGAGGUGGUGUUACUACUUUUUACUAAUUUGAGGGCUGAUAAUAAGUUUCCUUUCCCCUACAUAUUAUUUAGAUUAUCAUUUUAUAAAGUUCUGGUAAUAAACAUUUGAAAAAUUAUUCUAAAUAGAAAGUCCAAUGCAUACAAAUGCCAUGUGUAAAAUGAAACAUUCAGAUUUUGUUCCUUAUUUGUCAUUAAGAAUUAUAUUCAUACUGCUUUUCAUUUCACUUGUGCUUAGUGUUAGGGCAGUCAGGAGAAUCAUACAUUGAUCCCCAGUAUCUGUGUGGCUGUUGGUAUUCUCUCUCAGCUGAGUUUUGAGUGUUGGCACACCCCACCUAUUAUUUGAUAGUCAGCCAGAUCCACAAAGCCAUUCCAUGUACUCUGGUGAUGUAAAUGAGCCCUCUGGCAUCACAUCAUAUUGAUCAUCUGGGGAAAAUAAAUUUAUCAAAGAAUUUUUA